Diaporthe citri is the source of this 507-nucleotide messenger RNA. RefSeq lists its product as uncharacterized. Gene Ontology annotation, biological process: protein dephosphorylation. The record is from RefSeq and is a predicted model, not a curated record. Gene Ontology annotation, cellular component: cytoplasm. NCBI's taxonomy places the organism in Eukaryota, Fungi, Ascomycota, Sordariomycetes, Diaporthales, Diaporthaceae. Gene Ontology annotation, molecular function: acid phosphatase activity; non-membrane spanning protein tyrosine phosphatase activity. Bases 1 to 507 code for a protein of 168 amino acids. The transcript has 2 exons.
AUGCCCGAACGUCAACCCAUCUCCGUCCUCUUCGUCUGCCUCGGCAAUAUUUGCCGGUCUACAAUGGCUGAGGGAAUCUUCCAGAGCCUUGCGAACAAGCCUGCAUACCAAGGACGCGUAAAGAAGAUCGAUAGCUGCGGCACAGGUGCAUACCAUGUUGGCGAGGGACCAGAUGAUCGAACUAUGGCAACGCUGGAAGAGCACGGCAUCACAGAUUAUGUACACAGGGCGCGCAAGUUCAACGUGAAAGAUCUCGACAACUUUGACUACGUUUUCGCGAUGGACCGAAACAACCUCAACGAUCUCCAGAGAAUGCACAAGAACAAGCCCGAGGCCAAGGCGAAGAUCAUGCUGUUUGGCGAGUACUCGGGCACCGGCAAGGCAGAAGUCGUUCAGGAUCCGUGGUAUGGGCCUCUGGAUGGCUUCGAGACAACGUACAACCAGUGCUUGAGGUUCACCAAGAACUUUCUCAAAGACGUCUUCCCAGAGGUUACACCAGAGGAGUGA